Suillus clintonianus is the source of this 1015-nucleotide messenger RNA. RefSeq lists its product as uncharacterized. Bases 176 to 700 code for a protein of 174 amino acids. The record is from RefSeq and is a predicted model, not a curated record. Lineage: Eukaryota; Fungi; Basidiomycota; Agaricomycetes; Boletales; Suillaceae. The transcript is spliced from 5 exons.
UUCUGGCUCACUACACACCAGAAACGUUGUCAGGCUUUCCUUUCGGCAGGUAAAGUCGAAGAAGCCCUUAAAUCACACCAACAUAUGAUGGACGCCAUCGACAAGACUGAGAAGGCCAGCUGCCUCGAUUGGUCGAACGACUUCAAGGAACAUUGUAGCGCACUUGCUGCUCGUGAUGACCGUAUUCUUGGCAGAGAUUCCGGGGCAAGAUCAAGAUGGCUAUGAUGCAGAACCUGAUUUCUUCCGGGGCAUGCAUGGCCAUCCUCAAACAUCCAGACCACGACCUCAACAGCGCCCCGGGCUCUUCAAGAAACUCAGGCUCGCUGUGACAAAGCGCUCUCCUCCUCCUCCUGUACCUGCACCCACACCAGUACCGCCUACCGCACUACCACCUGCCGCUGCUCCCACGACCUUCAAAGCCCACGUACGACACUUAUUCACCUGGCGACCCGAUCAUGCAGCACCACCCGUUGUCGACGUUCCUUUCGCGAAGGGCAAAGAGCGCAAUGCUGCAGCGGAUGCUCCUGGGAGAGACGAGGACUUAGUGCCUGACGAAUAUUUUGAUGAUUUUCCGCAGGACCCCAAUUCUACACAACGGCCCAACACACAAGAACCCAACACACCACAGCGACAGCAGCCAGCAGCAACGUUGGUAGACACUGGGGAACAUGUAGGUGGCAAGUCGUGUUGCUGCUGCUAGCGUCUUUCUUGGAUGUCCUCGGGUAUUUCAGUUCCGUUAUUGCUCUUGUUUGUUGCGAUAUCUAUGUUGACUUGAGGCAGUAUUUUAUCACCUUAUCCUUCAGGUUUCUUCUUGUUCCUAUUCAUAGCUAAUUUGCGGGCGCGAGCUUUGAUGAAAAUCGUUUAUAUGCUGACAAGACUCAUGACUAGCUACCAGUUUGCGAUGUGCUGCCUAACUCUAAGCGCGUACCCGUCCACGAGGGCGAUCUCACUGCUGAUCCUAGUUUACCAGCUGCUAUUGCAGAUCUGAAACUCUAUCAACGGAAAAUCAUACUUG